AUGCGAGAUAUCUUGAGCCGUGCAGGUAUGGUGGAUUGCAAGCCGUUGGCUACUCCGGUGCCUGUGACUCGACCCGUUUCUGAAUCUGUGGUUCCUUAUGCCGAUCCCACGCAGUAUCGCAGUCUUGCUGGGGCUCUGCAGUAUCUUACUGUCACUCGUCCGGAUUUAUCUUUUGCUGUGAAUCGGGUCUGUCAGCAUAUGCACUCCCCGACUACUGAGCAUUGGGCAAUGCUCAAACGUGUUCUGCGGUACGUUAAAGGCACUUUGCAUUUUGGUCUGUUUAUUCGCCCAUCCUCCUCUGUUGCAGUGCAUGCUUUUUCGGAUUCGGACUGGGCUGGGGACCCCGCUGACAGAAAGUCUACUAUCGGCUUUGCGGUUUUUCUUGGUGACAAUCUGAUCUCUUGGUCUUGCCGGAAGCAACGUACGGUUGCUCGUUCGUCUACAGAGGCCGAGUACAAGGCACUAGCUGACGUGUCUGCUGAGGUCACCUGGUUGGUUUCUCUAUUGCAUGAACUUCGGUUGCCGUUGGCAGCUCCUCCCACUCUCUGGUGUGAUAAUCUGGGUGCAACUUAUCUCUGUCCCAACCCGGUGUUCCAUGCUCACUUCUCUACUGCCACCAUAGGUAGAGCUAAGUCUUCCUAUUCCUCCUCUUCAGUAUUCCAUAGGCCCGUAACGCGAAGUAUAUCUCGUGAUCGUAUCAACUUGGUUCCCGUUGCCGGCGUUAUGGGCAGUAACAUCACUGAAGAUCCUGCUUUCAAGGCACUGCAGAAAUCUGUUCGCUCCCAUGAAGCUUAUGCUGACAAAAUUGAGAACCUCUCGGCCACUGUGUCUUCCCUCUCUGCAACACAACACCAACAAGCAGCUUCCCUUGUUAAUCUAGAACAAAUGGUGAAACAACUUCUGAUUGCUCAGGGCAAAACACCAGUCUCCGAAGUUGAAUCAGAAACAGUGCACCAACUGGAAGGGGAUUCGGCUAUCCAAGAAACACCGGAUGAUAAUCACUCCCUCAUUCGAUAUGCUAAGAUGGACUUUCCAUUGUUUUCUGGAGAUGAAGAUCCUCUUGUAUGGCUGCUACGUUGCGAAUCCUAUUUCCGAAAUGCCAAUAUUCAGGAUUCAGAUCGCAUAACUUUUGCCUCACACCAUAUGAUUGGGGAAGCCCAAUUAUGGUACCAUUCUGAAACGGAGUUAAUGCAGUUCUCCUCAUGGGCUGCCUUCAAAAAAGUGUGUUGUCUCAGCUUCGGGCCACCACGCAGCAUUAAUGCAUUAGGUGAACUUAAACAAUUGUUUCAAGCAGGCCGGCAUAUCGAUGAGUAUGUCAAAGACUUUCGAACACUGUUGGUACGGGCAGGCACAGUACAACCCAACCAGCGAGUAGAUUUGUUUACCGGUGGAUUGGAUGAAAUAAUCCGUAUAGAUGUGGAGCGCACCAAACCAACGACUCUGAAUGAAGCUAUCAACACAGCCAGGGAUCUUUCUCGCAAAUGCCACCUAUUGGGCCUUUUGUCCUCCAAACCUAAACCUCUGCACACCAGUACACAAACUGCCCCGUCAUCCGCCCGUGUUCCAUUACCCAUACGUCCAUCACCCAACCGACAAAAGCCCAAAUUUAAAUUCCUCACACCCGAACAAAAGGCCGAACGCGUAGCCAAAAACUUAUGCUACAAUUGUGAUGAAAAAUAUUUUCCAGGUCAUAAAUGCCGACACCUCUUUAUGCUAUGGACAUUAGAGGAGGGUGAAGAACCACCUGCUUUGGAGGAUUACACGGAGGACUCCCCGGCAUUCAGCUUGAACGCAAUCUCCGGGGUGACAAAGGGGAAUAUGAUGAAAGUGAGGGUCAAAAUCGCAGCCACUGUUAUCGUCGCACUCUUGGACUCGGGCAGUUCAGACAACUUCAUCAACGCUGAGACAUCGCGUGAUUUGGGACUCCGAAUGACACCGCUUAAGGACCUCCGCGUGCGAGUGGCAAAUGGGGAUUGUUUGUCUGCUUUAGGUGUAUGUGAGGCAGUCACUUUCACCAAGGGACACGACAGUUUUUCAGCAACAUUAUUUGUGCUUCCUUUGGCUGGGUUUCAGAUGGUUUUAGGGGUGAAAUGGCUGAGAGAAUUGGGCCCUAUAACCUGGGAUUUCAACUCAUUGCAGAUGACUUUCUACCACUGCAACACUGCAGUAACCUGGACAGCAGAAGAAGGAUGCAUUUUCCCUGCUCUGCAUGCUAUUCCACCGCCAAGUUCAAAUGCAGACGUCUUAGAGGGAUUGCUUGCCCUCUUUAGUGACAUUUUUUCUGAAGUUACGGCGCUGCCACCAGCACGGGAGUGCGAUCAUCGCAUAAUUUUGCAAUCCGGACCAGACCCUGUGGUUGUAAGACCAUACCGUUACCCACAGCUCCUCAAAGAUGAGAUAGAAAAACAGUGUGCGGAUAUGCUUCAUCACGGCAUCAUUCGACCUAGCAAGUCUCCAUUCUCAUCACCAUGUUUGUUAGUCCGAAAACAUGAUUUGUCGUGGCGGUUUUGCGUUGACUAUAGGGAACUAAAUGCCCGAACAGUUAAAGAUAAGUUCCCUAUACCUAUCAUUGAUGAAUUGCUUGAUGAACUACAUGGCUCCAAAUUUUUCACAAAGUUGGAUUUGCGAUCCGGUUAUCACCAAGUUAGAAUGCACCCCGAAGAUGUUGAAAAGACGGCUUUCCGGACUCAUCAUGGCCACUUCGAAUUUUUGGUGAUGCCCUUCGGCCUUUCUAACGCACCAUCCACAUUUCAAUCUUUGAUGAAUGAGGUCUUCGGUCCCUACCUGCGGAAGUUUGUAUUGGUAUUCUUUGACGACAUUUUAAUAUACAGUGCUUCUUGGGUGGAGCAUCUCCAACACAUGCGUCUGGUUUUCCUCUUGCUGCGCCAACACACACUCUUUUUAAAGAAGAGUAAAUGCACAUUUGGAGUAGAUCAUGUAAGCUACUUGGGUCAUGUGAUAUCUAGCCAAGGUGUGGCAGUAGACGAAACGAAAGUGCAAGCCGUCUCCAAUUGGCCUACGCCAGGGUCUACCACAGCUCUUAGAAGCUUCUUGGGCCUUGCUGGUUUUUACCGCCGGUUCAUCAAGAAUUAUGGUAUCAUUGCAGGACCACUUACAAAUCUCUUACGAAAUCAAAACUUUAAGUGGUCCUCCGAGGCCGAGGCUGCUUUUAUUUCUCUCAAACGGGCUUUGUGUUCAGCGCCUGUCCUCCAACUUCCAGAUUUUUCCACUCAAUUUGUGGUUGAAUGUGACGCUUCAGGUAGUGGCAUUGGUGCAGUGAUUCACCAAAAUGAUCAUCCAAUAGCUUUUUACAGCCGGAAGCUAGCAGACAGACACUUGAAGCUUCCAGCCUAUGAAAGGGAAUUGAUUGGGUUGUCGCAAGCUGUACGGAAUUGGCGGCAUUAUCUCUGGGGCAGGAACUUUGUCAUCCGAACAGAUUAUUACAGCUUGAAAUAUCUCCUUCAACAGCGGUUGACGACAUCCCCGCAACAACAUUGGAUGAGCAAGCUGCUAGGAUUUGAUUUUGAGGUUCAAUACAAGCCUGGAAAAUUUAACACGGUGGCUGAUGCUCUGUCACGACAGAACCAGCUAGAAAGUAGUAGCUGCUUGGCCCUCUCUAUUCAUCAUUCAGACUUGUUGGACGACAUCAGGACCCAUACACGCCUUUUUCCAAGGUUAGCGGAGUUCGAACAAAAGAUUGCUGAUUCAUCUCUUGGCUGGAACUUCCAGAAUGGGCUUUUCUUUUACAAGGGAAAAAUAUUCAUCCCUCCAGAUACUGCUCUCACUUCACGCAUAGUGGCUGCCACCCAUAAUGCAACACACGAGGGAGUUCAGAAAACAGUCCACCGCCUACGGCGUGAAUUUUAUUGGCCAAAAAUGGUUUCAGAUGUUCGAGAUUUCAUCAGCCAGUGCACAGUUUGCCAACGUCACAAAUGGGAGAACCUUCACCCUGCCGGUGUUCUCCAACCCCUCUCCAUUCCGGAACAGAUUUGGGCAGACAUAUCCAUGGAUUUUAUUGAAGGCCUACCGAAUGUAUAUGGGAAAUCGGUUAUCCUGGUGGUCGUCGAUCGGUUAUCCAAGUAUGCUCACUUCCUUGCCCUUCAACACCCAUACACUGCUUCUUCAGUCGCACAAGCAUUCUUUUCUCAGAUAUUCAAGCUUCACGGAUUGCCGGAGUCUAUUGUGAGUGAUCGGGAUCCAAUCUUUACUUCUGGUUUCUGGAAUGAAUUAUUUAAACUUAGCGGCUCUAAAUUGGCUCGUUCGUCAGCCUACCACCCUCAAACUGAUGGGCAGACAGAAGUUGUCAACCGCACCAUUGAGCUCUAUUUAAGAUGCUUUGUUGGGGACCAUCCACGUAAAUGGGUGGAGGCACUUGCGUGGGCAGAAUAUUGCUAUAAUACCUCUUUCCAUUCGGCUUUACGGACCACCCCCUUUAAGCUGGUUUAUGGUAGGGAUCCUCCUCGCCUCCUCUCAUAUGAGCCGGGCCUCUCAAAGCUAGCUGCAGUCGACGAGGCUUUGAAGUCAAGGGAUGAAAUACUUCAUGAUGCUCGACAUCACUUGAAAACGGCACAAUCUCGUAUGGAGCAAACCUACAACCAAAAACACCGGGAUAUAUCCUAUGAGCCUGGGGCGUGGGUGUGGGUUCGUCUUCAGCCGUACCGCCAAAACUCCUUGACCAUGCGGCGCACUCACAAACUUUCACAUCGGUAUUUUGGGCCAUUUCAGGUGCAGAAACGAAUUGGGUCAGUUGCCUAUCAAUUAGAAUUGCCAAGUGAUUGCAGAGUGCACAAUGUUUUCCAUGUUUCACUCCUAAAGCAGUAUAAUGGGCCUCCACCGGUUACUACACCGUUGUUGCCUCCCGCUGUGAAUGGGCGUUUUGAACUGCGUCCUGCCAACAUUCUUGCCACUCGUAUGAACAGAGGGAAUACAGAUCUAUUAGUGCAAUGGGAAGGCUUGCAGGAAGAAGAUGCCACUUGGGAAAGUUUAGAUGAUUUUUGCCAACGUUUUCCAUCCUUCAAGCUUGAGGACAAGCUUGAUCUCCAGGACGGGGGUGAUGAUGCAUUCGUGGGACAACAGUACUACCGCAAAAGGCUCAAAUCUCACAGAUCAGCCAUGCCCUUGAUUUAAGCAAUCUUAUUUAUUCUCUUUCCUUUUUCAAUAUUAUUCAGAAUCUCUUUAUAGUUGGUAAUUAUCUUUCCUUCCUUAGUUAAGUAUGUUGGUAGUCCUUAAAUAUGACAAGAGUAUGUAA
Messenger RNA from Ipomoea nil (Japanese morning glory), 5248 nucleotides. RefSeq lists its product as uncharacterized. Gene Ontology annotation, biological process: DNA integration. The record is from RefSeq and is a predicted model, not a curated record. The transcript is spliced from 2 exons. NCBI's taxonomy places the organism in Eukaryota, Viridiplantae, Streptophyta, Magnoliopsida, Solanales, Convolvulaceae. Gene Ontology annotation, molecular function: nucleic acid binding. The coding region runs from base 1 to 5127 and encodes 1708 amino acids.